AUUUGAACACCCCCGCCUGUUCAAAAUGGAUUCUCCCACAAAUGUCUUCAAUGAGCAGUCAUUCAUGCAGGCGGCGACGACGACCACACCUUUAAAGCAUGCUAGAAGAGAUGGAGCAGGUAUCAAACGGGCCUGGCGCGGGCGAUGACGUCACGGACGAGAUCGUGUCGCAGAUGGAGGAUAAGGACUCUGCCGAAGAAGGAGAGAGCUCGGACAACCAGACAAACUGCAUCAGCUUGCUUACAUCCCCCGUGUCCACCUACAAACAGAGGCGUGACGAGUUCCGGAGGUUGUUCAAAGACCUGGCGAACUCGGACAGACUCCUGCUUGACUACCCGUGUGCUCUCCAGCGAGACAUCCUCAUGCAGGGACGCCUCUACCUCACCCACAACUAUCUGUGUUUCUACAGCAAUGUCUUCCGCGGCACUAAGAUUAGCCUGGCCCUCAAAGACAUCAGCCACAUGAGCAGGGAGAAAAUGGCACGGCUAAUACCCAACGCCAUCCAGAUCUGCACCAGCAAGGAGAAGCUUUUCUUCACUUCCUUCUCGGUGAGAGAGAAAAUUUUCAACUGCGUUUUCCGCUUGUGGCAGAAUGCGCUGCUGGACAAGGCGCUGACCAAUGCAGAAGUUUGGCAGAUGGUCAGGCAGGACUGUGGCAAUGACCUGGACCUGAGGCAUGAGGAGAUGGAGAGCACACAGUCUCCUGCGGAAUUCAGCAUGACGAGCAGCCUGAGUGCGAGGCCCGGCGGCGGCGACGACGGCUACUUGGGGAGGUUGGAGCGGACGCCUUCCGUUCGCCUUCCCGGACUGGAGCUCCCAUCCCUGGAAACAGAAGAAUUCUUCUCCGCCACCGGCUUGAUGAAGUCUGGCGUCGAGGAGGAGCGCCGCAACUCCCUCCGCAGUCCUGUUCCAUCUUCGGACUCCCUGGGACAGGAACGGUUGCCCGGCCUUUCCUCACCUUCCCUGAAAGAGGGCGGCGUUACUCAGGAUAGCAGCUCAGAGAGCCUAGAAGAAGCCGAGGAGCGAAUUGGCCUGCCGCAGGAGCAGGGUCGCCUGUACCUCAACAGGGUCUUCCACGUGAGCGCCAGCCGAAUGUUUGACCUGCUCUUCACCGAUUCCCCUUUCAUCCGCCGCUUCAUGAACGUGCGCAAGAUAACCAAUCCGAGCUUUCCGGCGUGGCAGAAAGACCCCACGGGGGACAUGAAGAGGACCCUGAACUACACAAUAACCAUCAGUAACCCUCUGAUUGGCAAAUUCUCCACCGCGACAGAGAACCAGACGCUGUACAAAGAGUCGCGAGAUGGUCAGUAUUACCUGGUGGACUCGGAGGUGUACACGCACGACGUCCCCUACCACGACUACUUCUACACGCAGAAUCGCUACUACAUCAAAAGUCACACCAAGCGCAAGUGUCGACUCAAGGUUUACACUGACGUGAAGUACAAGAAGCAACCAUGGAGCCUGGCUAAGUCCUUCAUCACCAAGAACUCUUGGAGCGGAAUUGAAGAUUAUUUCAGACACCUGGAGGCAGAACUUCUGGAGGAGGAGGCCGAGAUCAACCAGGGAGCGGCGGAGUCCGGCAAAGUAGGCGGGCUGCGGCGGAGGCGGCGGACGUACAGUCGGACAAUGCUGGAGCACAUGAAGCCUAAAAAGCAUUUCGGCCAACCGCCCGACGAGCACAGAGACGGCAAAAUGGGCCCGGCGGAGACGAGCAGCCCGUACAGAUGGAACAUCUCGGCCAUCGUGGUGGCAAUAAGUGUGAUUCUGCUGAUUCUGACGGUGCUAAACGUGGGCUUGUUCUUCAAGUUGUGGGCCAUGGAGGACGUGGCCCACCGCAUGUACCUGACCACAAAGCAUCGCCUUAGGGAGAGGAACGAAACCAGCAUGGCCCCCGAGUACCCUUCCAGACAGGGUUCACCAUUCAGGAGCAGAGAGGAGGCGCAGCUGCUCAGAACUGUACUGCAGGACUCCAUCAAUCUUUUAGCGCAGCUCCGCCACUCUCUGAUGCUGCUCCAGCAGAACUUUGCGUUGGCCAAUCAAACGGCGGUUUCACAGUGACGCAUGGCGGGUGUUUCUCAUCGUCACCAUGUUUUUAUUGUUAUCAACUGACCUCUUGAAAUGUGCCUUUUGUUUGAGUCUCAUGCAACACCAAAUGUAAAUAUUAUUUUUAUGCGCAGAAAAGUGAAUCAUUAUUUAACAGUGUCUUUUGUUUACAAGUUUGCACAUUUUUAAUUUUUUGCACAAGGGCUUUGAGCCCGGGAUGUGUUUUUUUACAAAUUUCUUGAAAUAAAUCUGAUCAUAUUUUUACAUUUA
Molecule: messenger RNA, 2312 nt
Organism: Phycodurus eques (leafy seadragon)
Lineage: Eukaryota; Metazoa; Chordata; Actinopteri; Syngnathiformes; Syngnathidae
Gene: gramd1c
Product: GRAM domain containing 1c
Exons: 18
Coding region: 99-2057 (652 amino acids)
Biological process (GO): intracellular sterol transport
Cellular component (GO): plasma membrane; endoplasmic reticulum membrane; endoplasmic reticulum-plasma membrane contact site
Molecular function (GO): sterol transfer activity; sterol binding
Source: RefSeq, a predicted model, not a curated record